Penaeus vannamei (Pacific white shrimp) is the source of this 1824-nucleotide messenger RNA. Lineage: Eukaryota; Metazoa; Arthropoda; Malacostraca; Decapoda; Penaeidae. The record is from RefSeq and is a predicted model, not a curated record.
AUGAGUACUUCAAGUGUUAGCUUCCCAAGUGUGAACAAUUCAAGUGUUAGCAUUCCACGCUUGAGUAGUUCAAGUGUCAGCAUUCCAAGCUUAAGUAGUUCAAGUGUUAGCAUUCAAAGCUUGAGUAGUUCUAGUGUCAGCAUCCCAAGCAGGAGUAGUUCAAGUUUUAGUAUCCCUAGCUUGAGUAGUUCAAGUGUCGGCAUCCCAAGCUUGGGUAGUUCAAGUGUUAGUAUCACAAGCUUAAAUAGUUCAAGUCGGAGUAGUUCAAGUGUCAGCAUUCCAAGCUUAAGUAGUUCAAGUGUUAGCAUUCCAAGUAUGAACAGUUCAAGUGUCAGCAUCCCAAGCUUCAGUAGUUCAAGUCUUAGUAUCUCAAGCUUAAGCCCUUCAAAUAUCAGCAUCCCAAGUGUGAACAGUUCAAGUGUUAGCAUUCCAAGCUUGAGUAGUUCACUUAAUUCAAGUGUUAGCAUUCCAAGCAUGAACAGUUCAAGUGUUAGAAUCCCAAGCUUGAGUAGUUCAAGUGUCAGCAUCCCAAGCUUGAGCAGUUCAAUUGUUGGUAUCGCAAGCUUGAGUAGUUCAAGUGUUAGCAUCCCAAGCUUAUACAGUUCAAGUGUUACCAACCCAAGCUUUAGCAGUUCAAGUGUCAGUAUCCCAAGCUUGAGCAUUUCGAGUGUCAGUAUCCGUAGCUUGAGUAGUUCAGGUGUUAGCGUUCCAAGCUUAAAUAGUUCAAGUGUUAGCAUCCUAAGCUUGAGUAGUUCAAGUCUCCUCUCAUUUUCACUGAGUCUAGGCUCAAAUCAAAGUUCAAGCAGCUUUAUGCUAAGCACUUCUAGUCCAAGUGCCCUGAGUAUGAACAGCUCAAGUCUUUUUAAGUCUGUAAAUAGUUCAAGUCUUGGCAGCCCAAGUUUGGGUGUUUCAGUUUCUAUUAUUUCAAGUUUUAGUAGCUCAAGUGUUAGCAUUCCAAGCUUGAGUAGUUCAAGUGUUGGCAUCCUAAGCUUGAGCAGUUCAAGUGUCAGUAUCCCAAGCUUGAGUAGUUCAAGUGUUGGCAUCCUAAGCCUGAGCAGUUCAAGCGUUAGCAUCCCAAUCUUAAAUAGUUCAAGUGUCAGUAUCCCAAGCUUGAGUAGUUCAAGUGUUGGCAUCCUAAGCCUGAGCAGUUCAAGCGUUAGCAUCCCAAUCUUAAAUAGUUCAAGUGUCAGUAUCUUAAGCUUGAGCAGUUCAAGUGUUGCCAUCCCAAGCUUGAGCAGUUCAAGCAUUAGCAUCCCAAUCUUAAAUAGUUCAAGUGUCAGUAUCUCAAGCUUGAGCAGUUCAAGUGUGAGGAUCCCAGGCUUAAAUAGUUCAAGUGUUAUCGUCCCAAUCUUAAAUAGUUCAAGUGUUAGCAUCCUAAGCUUGAGCAGUUCAAGUAUUAUCAUCCCAAGCUUAAAUAGUUCAAUUAUCAGCAUCCCAAGCUUGAGCAGUUCAAGUAUCAGUAUCCCAAGCUUAAAUAGUUCAAUUAUCAGCAUCCCAAGCUUGAGCAGUUCAAGUGUUGGCAUCCCAAGCUUAAAUAGUUCAAGUGUUAGCAUCCCAAGCUUAAAUAGUUCAAGCGUUACCUUCCCAAGCUUGAGCAGUUUAAGUGUCAGUAUCCCAAACUUGAGUAGUUCAAGCGUUAGCAUUCCAAGCCUGAGUAGUUCAAGUGUUAGCAUCCCAAGUUUGAGCAGUUCAAGUGUCAGUAUCCCAAGCUUAAAUAGUUCAAGUGUUAGUAUCCCAAGCUUAAAUAGUUCAAGUGUUACCAUCCCAAGCUUGAGCAGUUCAAGUCUUGAGCGUUUCAGGUGUCAGUAUCCUAAGCUUGAGUAG